Symsagittifera roscoffensis is the source of this 5099-nucleotide messenger RNA. RefSeq lists its product as uncharacterized. The transcript is spliced from 6 exons. The record is from RefSeq and is a predicted model, not a curated record. The coding region runs from base 2472 to 4664 and encodes 730 amino acids. Lineage: Eukaryota; Metazoa; Xenacoelomorpha; Acoela; Convolutidae.
CAAUCUAAACUUGUGGGCUGCAGCUGAACAGAUCGAAAUUAUUUACUGCUUUUCUUUCUGAAGUUAAAUAGUGAAUUUAACUUUGACGUACGAUUUAGUGGAUUUUGAGAUUUACUGAGCAGGCAAGUAGCAGAAUUCUCAGCCAAGGUGUUCAGCCUAAGUGAAUUUCUUUAUCAGUCGACGCAAACGUUAGAAUCGCGCAUAGCACAUUUUCAUCAAAUAAUUUUUAUUUCCGCAUCAGCAUCGCUCGGGCUUUUAGAACACUGAUUCAUUUCAUUUCAUUUCAAAUUAUUCCUUCCAAUUUUACUCGCUGAAAUUACUCUGAUUUGUACUCCUAUUUAUUUACUAAAAUCUUCAGCUGAGAAACCAAACUCACAUAAACACAUGAGCUAUUCUAUUCACAAUAUUCAGUAUAUUUGCAGUCUAUCGUCUUUCCUCGUUCUUCUCAAGUCUAUUUGAUGAUUUUGAGUCAAAUACGAAAGUAAAGAGUUAAAUCAGCGCCGCGACCGAUAGCGAUUUCCGAAAUACGUAAUUGAACGAACAUUUUCAAUUCAAUUUCUCACUUUUCACUUUUGUGUAAUUUUCCUGCUGAAAAAACUGCACGAAAAAAAAAUUGAACAGAAUGCAGUCUGAAAAUUGCCCAAUUCGUUCACUUAGUAUUUAUUUACCUGUAUAAUAUUUGAAUAUUUUCCCAUUUAUUUCCUUACUUUUUCCGUUCUAUUUCAUUUUCCCUCCAUUCUCAUUUGCUGAGGCGAGGCGGGAGGCUGACUAAUUGCUGCAAUACCCGUCUGCAGUGUUGUAGUGUACCCCAUUCCCUGAAAUUACUUCACGCGUUGAAUUACCCCGCCCCUUACGUGUUCCAUUUUCAGUGCUAAAAAUAUCUACCCCACCUCCUACGCACUAAAAUCCCGAAAAAAAUUGACGAUAAUUUUCCUUAUUCUAUUACUCAUAUUCAUAUAUUGUUUAUGCCUUUACCCUUAAUCUUCAUAUCAAAAAACUCACAAAACUUUACAAAUUGUCCAAACUUUCUUGAAGCUAAUUUAUAAUUUAGUCUGUGGUUCGUGUUUGUGCAACGUUGUAUUAAGUCAGGUGAUUAAUUAUUUGAUUAAAAAUUAACAAUGUUUGUAAUUAAAUCGUCAAUCUUUUGAUCUUGCUUCAGUUGUAUUGGACCCGCGUUUGUACAUUCAGUGAUACAGUUGACAUUUAACGAGAUCAAUCAUAGUUUUUGAAAAAAAAAUUGUUCGACCCGCCAAUUUUCGUUUAUCCGUUUACUUUUCGCUUUAAAACCGAUUCGUUUUAAAACCUGAUUACUUAGUAAGACAGUUAGUAUUUCGCGACAUUUGACAAAUUGUUUAUUUACCUGAAAUGCAAUUAACCUCAAAUCCUGUUUAUUUUAUUGAAACGGGGCCAAAUUGACAGAAUGUAAUAAAAGUAAGAAAAUACCCAAUUACUUUUGGUUUACUUACAGAAAGCAAGCGCGCAGCGCAGGCAGCACAAAAAUUCAAAGGGUUGCAAAAAACAGCAAAUUCGCCUUUAUUUGUGCCUUAUUUGCUUCUUUUUCAGACUGCUUUUGUUUCUUGUUCCCUGAAGCUCAAAAAACUUCAAUUUUGCGCUUAAUUUCCUUACACGGCCAGUUUGUUUUGUUAUCCAGUAGAGAACUUUGGCCAAUUUGCUGGAUAAUAAAGGAAUUGAAGCUUUCCAUAUUCUUUUAUCCAGAUAUUUUGAAUUGUCUCAACCCCAGUUCUAUUGUCUCGACCCCAACCCCAAGUAGUAUAAUUUUGGUUUUCAUCUUUCGACGAUGGUCGUGAGUGGUCGAUGACUCAUUCCAAUCGCUAAUGAACUUUAUUAACUAUAUUCAACUUCAUUUUCUUUGAAUUUUACCUUUAAACAAGCGUGUGAUCUUUUUCCUCGUCAUCAUCUGUGAUUAUUUCAUAAGUAAAAGUCGUCCUUUUUAUUUUCGUGUGUCAUCGACUAUCUUUUUUUGUUUCUUCAAACAAAAAAUCUUAACUUUGAGGAUAAAAACAUUUUCAAUACCUUUGAUCUUACGUUACUGGAUUGAACAUCUUUACCCUUUCAUAGCCCUGCUUGCAACCAUUAAGGAUUAAAACCCCCAUUUUUUACAGUCAAUUCCUUUUAACCCGCAACAAUUUACUUUUUUUUGCGGUCCAGCGGUGUUACCUUUUUUGUCAUUGUGUUCGGUUUACCUAAUUUUGUAAAUAAAAUUGGACUUUUUCAGAUAAAUUACGCAAUUCCCAAAUGAAGAUUAAUUACCAUCUCCAAAAUUCGUAUUCGUUGUAAUUUUUUUCUCGUAAAUUUUUAUCCAAAAAUGGCUCAUUAAAACUGUAAAUCACAUAAAAACUAUCAUCACAACCCAAAUUAUUUUAAUUUCAUUCUUAUUUGUUCUAUUUUUUUUCUUAUUUACAAUUUGUAAACCUUUUUUGAAUUGAUAUAUUUUUGAAAUUUGCAAAAUUAUGACUUCGAAGACAAUUGUUACCGCCCUUUCCUUUUACCGUGUUACUUUUCUUUUUCUCAUUGUCAAUUGCAACGGUAAAGACACGCUACGAUUUAAGCCAAUCGAAAAAUCUCAGUUACCGAAUUUGGAUUCGGGGGGAACAUUCACAAUUGACUUGAAUGACUUCAUAAUCCACGACGAAGAAAUCGAAACGACAAAAUCUCCCGACAGUCGGCAACUGAGCCCGUAUGAUGCUGCGGAAAAGGUUCCGGCGGCUUGUCCCGGGGAUUCGAACCCCCUCCUCCCUCUUUGCGAGAAUGUGCGAGGGGAACUUCGACACGAGAGGUUCACAAAUUACACGAUUUGUGUGUAUAGUAAACCCGAAGGGUUCUCGGAAAAAGUGGCGAUUUCGAAGUCGGUCGGGUUUUCGGUUUUGGCCUUGUGGGGAAUUUGUGCCAACCUGGUGAUUGUUCUCGGAGGGAUAGUCCAAAGACACCACUCGCGAAACUGCCUCCUAGCUCUCGUAUCUCUUGGCGACCUCGUCUACCUCUCACUGCACUACUCAGUAGACAUGCUGACCCAAUCUGACUCGUAUGACAAUUGGAAGAUGGGGGAGUUCGCUUGCUAUUCUGUGAGGGGGGCUCUGAUUGGAGCUAAUGCGUUUUCAAACGUGGCACUGAUGGUGUUGUUCGUACAACAAUGGGCCAGCGCUACGGGUAAACACAAAGUGGACCGAAUCUUAGGCGGGGGCGGACUCCUUCCGCCCUCCCCCGACCAUCUCUCCCCCUCCUCCACCUCAUCAUCAGUUGUGGGUGGGGGCAGUGUGUGCGGUGUGACUAUGUGUUUGUUCUUUCUCUCGCUGGGCAGGAUGGCGGCUGCUAUGUCUGUGACGUCACACACUGAUUGUGUUUUGAGAGACAACACUCCUUUCGCGCAGUGCACACUUUCAAACUCUGUGCUGGACUUCACUGAAUUAGCCGCGUUCAGUUUGAGUGACCUGAUCAUCUGUCAAUUCCUCCCCUGUCUAGUGGUCGUCAUAUGUGCCAGAUUCACUCUACCUAUUGUUGAGUUCAGAGCACACAGGUUCAGAAACGAGUUCACUGUCGCGGAUGCAAAGUUCUACCACACAAUUAUAGUCAUCGGUAUGCUCUCUCUUGCCUUAAGUGUCUCAAGCACCAUGAUUGACAUCUUCAUGGACCUUCUCAACUAUCCCCCCUCCCCAUCCAUGCAAAUAAUGUUACGUCUCCUUCCGUAUGUAAACUGCGCCCUGAUUAAACCCCUAGUUUAUUUGUUAUACUACACCGAAAUAUUCCCGAGUCGAAAGCAAAUCUUCCAGCAGAACCCAACAUCCAGGAGUCCCGCGAGUCACCAGACUAGCGAAAACCCGACUCGGCCGAGACUGGAAACCGAUGACAGCGAAUUAACCACCGAGGAAAUUUUAAACGGAAUUCGAGAACUGAAACGACAAACUAGCAUGACAGCAGUUCGCCCACCAAAUCAUUUCGGAUUGCGUCAUCAGAGUUCGGCUCCGGACUCGGCGAUCGGGCGAAGCAAGUCGUUCGACAGUCACUUAAAUCGACGAAUCCAAAAUUUGAACAUGCCUAUGCACAUGCCACGACUUGCAAACCAGUCGUUCACGAAUCCACUUUACGAUUCCCCAAUGGUACGCGCCAAUGAUUCGCAGCCGGACGAACCUACAACGGAAUCGAAACGUAAUUCGCGAUAUGUGAACUUGGAAAGCGCGAUGGAGUGGUCGAAAGCAAAGCCGAAAAGCGAGUCCCAGUUACUAAGACCUUCCUCCAUGUACAUAAAUCUUGGAGCUUUGAGUAAGAAUCACCGACUUAGCAAAUGUGAGCAAGAUAUAAUUGACCCUAAAGGCCCGAUAGAAGGAAAGAGUCACGAAACUGGUGAAAGAAAAAGGGUGAGUUUAGCUGUGAAUGACUCACAAAAAGAUGAAAACGAAGAAAAUACUUAUGAAAAAAUUGAAAAUGAUAUUCCAGAAAAACCGACAAAACACCGUGAAAGUAAAAGUGCAUAUAGCUUGAAUACAGUUCAGUUUGCGGUUGAUUUGCAUGUUUACUCGGAUAUCAAGUAUCACAAACAAGUUUCCGAGGAUAGCGGUUGUUAUUCUAGUCCGAGCACCCCUAAUCAACUGACCUCGGAAGCACCGAUUCCCGAAGAUGACUCAACUAGUCAAGAUAUCGACGUCUAGAAAUAGAUUUGUGUGUGUGUUAUUUUGGUAAUAAAAACUCAGUUAGCAAGUUAGUUAGAUGGUUUAAACAAACUGAAAACUUGUAAGCUUUGAUACUUUUUGCAUACAAAAAUAGAUAUUUACCGAAUUGACGAUGCAUUGUUGUCUAGACAUGUUAUGAAUUGGGGUAUUUUCUGUUAUACUACCCAAAACUUGAUAAGAUAGUUUUGUUUUUGAACUCUGAUUUGCUGUUUAUUGAAAUGUGUCAAUAAAAUAAGUGCCAAUUUUUUAACUGAAGAUAUUUUACUGAAUUUCAUUUGAGCUGAACUGGCAAAACUCAAGAUUUUCGGAUGAUGUUUUUUUAUUUUGUAUCCUCACUAUGAAUUAGUCACUGUUUUUUGUAUAUUCUUAUUUCUCUCACUGCUUAUUCUCAAUUAACGUGUUUGUGUUUUUUGA